UUCGGAGAGAUGAGCGGCAGCGGAAGCGAUGAGGCCGAAGCGAUCGCGAGAGCGUCGGCGGCCGCCGAAGAGCUCUACCACCUCCGCGACACCUAUUUCCCUCGAGACUCGGAGGAGAAGACCUCCAAGCUUCGUACCCUGGCCGACACGGCGCUCGCCCUCCUCGAUUCCCUUCCCCUAGAGCAGAGGAAGUCACCAUUACAACGUGCAAAUUAUGAAUACUUGAGGGGAAAAAUGCUAGACGUAUUUCCUGACUAUAUAAAAGAAGCAGAAGAUCAUUUAUCAAAAGCUGUUAAGUUGAAUCCAUCUCUUGCAGAUGCUUGGUUAUGCUUGGGCAAUUGCAUUUGGAAGAAAGGAGAUCUGCCCUCAGCAAAAAACUGCUUUUCUUUAGCAUUAAGCAAGGGCCCUAACAAGAAAAUUCUUUGUCAGCUAUCAAUGCUUGAAAGAAGUUUGGCUCAAGGCGCAGAAAAUAAAGCAGCCUCUAUUGAAGAAAGCAUUAAACAUGCAAGAGAAGCUGUAAUGUUGGAUAUCAAGGAUGGAAAUUCGUGGUACAAUCUUGGAAAUGCAUGUCUAACGAGUUUUUUUGUGACUGGAGCAUGGGACCAUGCAAAACUACAGCAAUCACUGAAAGCUUAUCAAAAUGCUGAGAAGGAUGAACUAAUGCACUCUAAUCCAGACCUUUACUUCAAUUGUGCUUCUGCAAACAAGUAUCUAGAAAACUAUGAAAGGGCCCUUCAUGGUUUUGAAGCUGCUGCCUCGAAGGAUCCUGGCCUAAAUGCUGAUGAUGAAGCUCAAAAGAUCACUAGUCUUCUGGACAAGAUAGAGAGUUCACUAAGGGGGUUGUCAAGGUCUAAACGAUUAGCAUCACUUGUAUCAUCCUUAGGUGAAGUUAUUUUGAAAUCAUCACAUGGCAAAGCUACUGUUAAUGUCCUGAAGGAAGGGCUCAACAAAGCAGUUGCAAUAAUUGGAAAAGUACUCCUCUUCAUAAAACAUGAGAACGUUGCUCCGCUGUAUUAUCUAAUAUGUGAUUCAGAUCAAACUUGUUUUGUCCUGUCAGUAUAUGGACUUCAUAGUGAUGCUAUUAAAGAAGGAGAUCGAGUAAUAUUGAUGGAACCACAUUACCGAGUAAUUGAUUUUUCAUGGAAAGGCACGCAUUAUCAUUUCCAAUCUAUCCGUGUCGAUUUCGUGGAGCAACUUCUUGUUAAUGAAAAAGUACCAGCUCCCCAUCAUCUCGUGCGGGCCUGCAUUCAUGCACAGCACAAAGCUUGAGGACUCAGACCUGCAUCGAAAUUUUGUCGCAUAGUAUGUAUUCACUAUGGUUCUUGAUAUUUGUCAAAACUUGCUGCAUAUGAAUGGAGGAGUUCAGCUUGGUUUCAUGUAAGUGAGCAAUAUCUUCCUGAUGUCUACUCCAUAUGCGUCAUCUUUGAAAUCACUUUUUGUGCUUUUGUUUCAGUUGUAAUAUAGACUCCACUAAUUUUGUGGAGAAUUGGUUGGACACUUAACAAUAUUGGAAGUUGAGUGUUAUUAAGAUUGUGUACCAUAUGAUACGUUGUGAUAUAAUUAAUUCAAGGGAGAGUUUGAGGCAGCUACUGCCACCCUUGAAAGGUAAUCUAUCA
This is a messenger RNA of Musa acuminata subsp. malaccensis (wild Malaysian banana), 1616 nucleotides long. Lineage: Eukaryota; Viridiplantae; Streptophyta; Magnoliopsida; Zingiberales; Musaceae. The record is from RefSeq and is a predicted model, not a curated record.